AAGAGACCCACCACUUUCUACUAAACUGUAUAUUCCUUUUUAUUUCUUUCGCUUUGUAUAAAAUAAAGUGAAAAGAACAUAAUUCGUUGUGUGUUGCGGUCUUGCAGACAUGUGAGUUUCUAUUUCUGACUUGGAUGAACCAUUCAUCCCAACAUUGUUUCGGAUCUUCUCAAGCUUGAUUCGGUUCAGGGAGAUUAUUAUGCAACUGGCCAGGGCUGCAUAAACCAUCUGUCAUGAUGAAGGCGUAAGUAAGCUGAUAAAAGACGUCGGUUUAUUGUUUUCUCUUUCUUCUUAUAGUUGAUCACAUUCUCUUUCCCCAUGCGAAAACGAUUGCAUUCUUUAUCAUCGAGCGAAUCAAGUACAUCUUCUAUCUGGAAUCGUGUGAGACAACUAUUUCACUUUUACUCUACUGAACCAUCACUUUCUUCUUCUACGACUACGCAUUCCGAAACCGAUAGUGGAUAUUGGGUGAAUGACUAUUUACCGGACAGAAAGGCAAAGCGUCUAUGUUGCCGCCGUUACCGUCGUCAUUCUGGCAGCAGAGAGCAAGAUGAACAACAGACACCAGCUGUAUCAUUUCAUCUUCCGCCGUUCAGUCCUACUUACGCAAGAACAGAUGCAUUCCCCUACUCUAAUUUCUAUUACAGAUUGCCUAACGGUAAAUGGAUGAUACGUUAUAGAUCGGGCACGAGAGAUAUACUAGGAACAGACGAAAUUGAAGGUUAUAUGAUAUGAUUCACACAUUUGUAUAUAUUUAUAUAUAUAUAUUUAUUAUUAUUCAUGUUGUAAAUAAUGCAUUUAAAUACGGGUAAAAUCUCGGACAAUUCAUAUUGUAAUAAAUCAA
This is a messenger RNA of Rhizopus microsporus ATCC 52813, 844 nucleotides long. RefSeq lists its product as uncharacterized. The annotation marks the transcript as partial. The transcript has a single exon. The record is from RefSeq and is a predicted model, not a curated record. NCBI's taxonomy places the organism in Eukaryota, Fungi, Mucoromycota, Mucoromycetes, Mucorales, Rhizopodaceae.